CGGUCGUCGUCGCGUCCUCCGGCAUCAUCACCCGCCGCCGCCGCCGCCGCCGCCGACAUAGCCGAAGCACCAGCGCUUGAGCGUAGUUCAGGAGCGAGGAUUGGAGUGAUGUCCGCUGAGGAGGCUGCCGCUGCCGCGACCGAGGUCCCCGAGACCGAGGUCGAGUCCGAGGCCCCGGCCGCCGAGGAGGCGGAGGCCAAGCCCGCCAAGGCCAAGAAGGCGCCGAAGGAGAAGAAGGCGCCCAAGGAGAAGAAGGCCCCCAAGGAGAAGAAGGAGAAGAAGCCCGCCGCGGCGAGGAAGACGGCCGCCCACCCGCCGUACGCCGAGAUGAUCUCGGAGGCGAUCGCGGCGCUCAAGGAGAGGACCGGGUCGAGCUCGGUGGCCAUCGGCAAGUACGUGGAGGAGAAGCACGGCGCGAAGCUGCCGCCCAACUUCCGCAAGCUGCUGGCCGGGCAGCUCAAGAAGCUCGCCGCCGCGGGGAAGCUGACCCGCGUCAAGAACUCGUUCAAGCUGCCGGCCGCCGCCGACGCCAAGCCCAAGGCGGCCAAGCCCGCCGCCGCGGCCAAGCCGAAGCCAGCCAAGGCCGCCAAGCCCGCGGUCAAGCCCAAGGCGUCCCCGAAGGCCAAGGCCAAGAUCGCCGCCAAGACCAAGACGGCCGCCGCCUCCCCCAAGCCCAAGGCCAAGGCCGCCCCCGCCGCGGCGCCCAGGCCCCGCGGCCGCCCGCCCAAGGCCGCCAAGACCUCCGCCAAGGCCUCCCCCGCCAAAGCCGCCGCCAAGAAGGAGAAGCCCGCCGCCGCUGCUAAGAAGGAGAAGAAGGCCGCGGCGAUGCCCAAGAAGGGUGCCGCGGCACCCAAGAAGGCCGCCGCAUCCCCGGCCAGGAAGGGCGCGGCGAGGAAGGCCAAGAAGUAGGCCGCCUCCCUCCCGUCCGUCCUCGUCGCCGGCGAGCCCGCCAUUCCGCCUAUAGAUGCUCCCCCUUCUCCCUGGAUUUUGCAAUCCAUUCGUCGUAGCUUCAUCGUCUGGAAAUGAAAAUGAAAUCGGUGCCUAGCUCUAGCAGAUCCGUCGGUAGUAGCAUCAGCAGUAGUCGUUCUGUAAAAUCUUGAGGUGCCGGUCGCGUCCCGUCCCGUCCCAUCGAUCGGCAUGCUCCUCUCUCUUGCCUGUAUGAUGAACUGAGUUAUUAUUAUACCAGUAAUGUUAUCUCCCGGGUUCGUCUGCUCCUAA
This is a messenger RNA of Panicum virgatum (switchgrass), 1218 nucleotides long. Its product is annotated as histone H1-like. The coding region runs from base 109 to 909 and encodes 266 amino acids. The record is from RefSeq and is a predicted model, not a curated record. The transcript has 2 exons. NCBI's taxonomy places the organism in Eukaryota, Viridiplantae, Streptophyta, Magnoliopsida, Poales, Poaceae. Gene Ontology annotation, molecular function: nucleosomal DNA binding; structural constituent of chromatin; double-stranded DNA binding. Gene Ontology annotation, biological process: chromosome condensation; nucleosome assembly; negative regulation of DNA recombination. Gene Ontology annotation, cellular component: nucleosome; nucleus.